Messenger RNA from Hippopotamus amphibius kiboko, 2648 nucleotides. RefSeq names its product golgi reassembly stacking protein 1 (gene GORASP1). Gene Ontology annotation, molecular function: protein binding. The record is from RefSeq and is a predicted model, not a curated record. Gene Ontology annotation, cellular component: Golgi apparatus. Bases 572 to 2347 code for a protein of 591 amino acids. The transcript is spliced from 11 exons. Gene Ontology annotation, biological process: Golgi organization. Lineage: Eukaryota; Metazoa; Chordata; Mammalia; Artiodactyla; Hippopotamidae.
CCGCCCGGAGGAGGGUGGUGCCCCUUCCCGGUAGGAGCCGCCGGCGAGAGGCGGCGCCGCGGCACCCCUGGGCCCCGGCCCGUCUGCGGCUGCGAUCGGCCCGGCGCCAGCCGCAAGUGCGAGCUCUGCAGGAAGCGGGAGCGUUUCCUGGUCCGGUCUGGCCUCCCCGGAAUGGCACUUAUCCCGGGUGAAAAGGGAAAGCACCAGGUGCAGUCGGGACGCAUUUGUGCACUUGUGUGAUCGCAUUUGUGAUCGCCUGCUGUGCACUGCGCUCCUUGCUGGGCCUGGGGAGACAGCCAGAGAAGCCCAGGCCCCGGCUGUCUCCGCCCUUGGUUCCAGGGGGUCGGGGUAACCGAGUGGACGUCAGCUGCGGGGGAGCCCGCCGGCGCGCAUCCCGUCCGUGGUGGGGUCGAAAGGCUUCCAGGGGUCGAAGACCAGUGAUAACCAGCCAGGGAAGGUGGGAGCGGGAGAGCCAAGAAAAUGCAGCAGAGGGCCCGGGGAGAGAGUUUGCAGCAAGGGGCGGGUCCCCGGUGGAACAUGGCGGAGAAGCGCUGUAAGGCCGCGGCUGAGAAUGUGCCGGCGGUGUCGCCGCAAAGAGGUCUGGAUGAACAACCCCCGGGGAAAGUGGAGAUGGAGUGGGUUCCUAGAGCCUGAAGGUGCAGGAGAACUCCCCCGCCCAGCAGGCAGGCCUGGAGCCCUACUUCGACUUCAUCAUCACCAUCGGGCACUCAAGGCUGACCCAGACUUGUCUGGGGGGCCUGGCCGGAUGUGGGGGGUCUGGGAGUCAGCCCCGCUGCCCCCGCAGAACAAGGAGAACGACACGCUCAAGGCCCUGCUGAAGGCCAACGUGGAGAAGCCCGUGAAGCUGGAGGUGUUCAACAUGAAGACCAUGAAGGUGCGCGAGGUGGAGGUGGUGCCCAGCAACAUGUGGGGCGGCCAGGGCCUGCUGGGCGCCAGCGUGCGCUUCUGCAGCUUCCACAGGGCCAGCGAGCACGUGUGGCACGUGCUGGAUGUGGAACCCUGUUCCCCUGCCUCCCUUGCCGGCCUGCGCCCCUACACAGACUACGUGGUUGGCUCAGACCAGAUCCUCCAGGAGUCCGAGGACUUCUUCUCGCUCAUCGAGUCCCAUGAGGGGAAGCCCUUGAAGCUGAUGGUUUAUAACUCCGAGUCCGACUCCUGCCGGGAAGUGACUGUCACUCCCAAUGCAGCCUGGGGUGGAGAGGGCAGCCUGGGCUGUGGUAUUGGCUAUGGGUAUCUGCACCGGAUCCCAACCCAGCCCCCCAGCCACCACAAGAAGCCACCUGGUGUCCCGCCACCUCGUGCCCCACCACCUGGUACCCCACCGCCUGGUACCCCACCACCUGGACCCACCCCCCAGGACGCUCCUGCCCCUUCUGGCCUGGAGACAGGCUCCAGGCAGGGUGACUAUGUGGAGGCCCUGCUGCAGGCACCUGGGUCCUCUACGGAGGAACAGCUCCCUGGGCCUGAGAGUCCUGGCCAUGGCGCUCCAGACCUUGGCGCCCUUCCCCGUCCCCUGGAGAUUCCUCUCCAGCCUCCGCCUCCACUGCAGCGAGUCAUGGACCCAGGCUUCCUGGAUGUGUCUGGCAUCUCCCUCUUGGACAGCAGCAACGCCAGUGUCUGGUCCGGCUUGCCCUCCUCCGCAGAGCUGACCUCCACUGCGGUCUCAGCCUCAGGGCCGGAGGACGUCUGCUCGAGCAGUGGCCCUCAUGAGCGUGGCGGUGAGGCCACCUGGUCUGGGUCAGAGUUUGAGGUCUCCUUCCCAGACAGCCCAGGUGCCCAGGCCCAGGCGGACCACCUGCCUCAGCUGACACUUCCCGACAGCCUCACCUCGGCCGCCUCACCGGAAGACGGGCUGUCUGCUGAGCUGCUCGAAGCCCAGGCUGAGGAGGAGCCAGCAAGCACAGAGAGCCCAGAUUUCGGGGCAGAGGCUGAGAGGGCAGCCAGCCAGACUGUCAGAUUUUCUGGAUACUAUUACUGGUUUGACUGGAACAACAGAAGAAACCACAACCAUGCUGGGGGUCAGAUCUAUGAUGGGAAGGGAGUGCAGCCGCCCCUCGAGGCUCAGCACACAGGGCAGCAUGGCCCAGCGAGACCCAUUCCUGCAGCCCAAGGGCCCCUCGUGCAAACACAACUGAGGGCUGGCACAGAUCUGGACACGGUGAGAUGUGCAGCUUGUGUGGCUAGGCCAGACAGGCCAUGGUCAGCCAUUCCUCUGAAGAGAUACCUUGAGUGCAUCUUCAAUGACAACAUCUCCAUCGAUGCUCCACCCACUUCCACUUCAAAUCUUAAACUAACCUGGCAGAUGCUGCUCUGCAAAUCAAGAUAAGCAUGUAUCUUUCUUAUCAGGAAAAAAAAAAAGCCAACAGCACGUCCACAUUUGUCUGUGUGUGCAUUUAAAUCUCCAUGUCCCUUUCCUGAAAACUGCCCCAGGGUAAAUGGAAGCUUUAGGGUGGUUACAGAGCCUUUCACAAGGGGACUCACAUAUAGGUGGGAGAGGCCCAGCGCUCCUAAAAGCAAAAGCCCCCCAAAGGUAACAGACUUGGAAACCACAUCCCACCACAUUAUGAAAUUCUGAGCACCAGCGCUGGAAAAAAAUGGGGCUGUGUCCUCAAGCCCACUUACCUGGU